Tigriopus californicus is the source of this 2612-nucleotide messenger RNA. RefSeq names its product zinc finger BED domain-containing protein 4-like. Gene Ontology annotation, molecular function: protein dimerization activity. Lineage: Eukaryota; Metazoa; Arthropoda; Copepoda; Harpacticoida; Harpacticidae. Bases 887 to 2212 code for a protein of 441 amino acids. The transcript has a single exon. The record is from RefSeq and is a predicted model, not a curated record.
UUUUAACAUAUUUAUUUCCACCAGGCGCUUCAGUUAAGAUUUAUUCCUUUUGAACGUGACAACCAAGAACGUUGUCCACCCUCACCCGGUAGUAGAACUAAAAAUGAUUCAGACCUACGUUAAGAGAUGUCAGCCAAACCUUUUUCGUGAACGUAACAAUUACCCCUCGGCGAGAACCGACCUAAUCAAAACAGCAGUUUUUUCCUUGUAUUCGUUCGAGACGAGGGAACAAGCAAUGGAUUCAGGUAAAAGUAAAGUAAAGCAGACAAUUACAUUAUGCAAACAUUCUAAUUAAAGCAAGUCAAUAAUCCCUUUCAGUUCGUGACCCAAAUCUGGUUAAGCAGGGCUUAACUUCAGCGAGUGGCUCAACUCUGAAUGAACAUUUGAAUGGUCAAACCACGGUUCACCCUAAGGUGGGGCGUUGUCUUUGGGAUUAUUUCACGAUGGAAGCCGAUGUGCUUUUUUGCAAACCUUGCAAAGAAAAAAACGAGAAAAAGUAUUAUAAGGCUCAAAAAGAUCGAAGCUCUUCUACGCUGAGGAGACAUCUACAAAGCAAACAUCCCUCUGAAUUCAGUUCAAUUAUCCAAAAUACGGGCAUGUCGCCACGAGGGACUGUUAUUUUGGGCGGAAGAUACAAACAAGGAUCAAGUGAAAUGACAGCUAGGCACAGGAUGCUUGCCAAAAUGGUCGUGAAAGGAAUGGAACCAUUAUCAAUGGUGGAAAGGCCUGAAUUCAAGGAAUUCAUUCGUGUGUUGGAUCCUCAUUACAUCCUCCCUUCAAGAAAAACGUUGAGGGAUUCUCUUAUAAGAGAUAUGUACCAGGAAGACCAAGAAAGUUUAAUGAAUCACCUAAAUAAGGCUUCUUGUGUUGCUAUAACCACAGAUGGAUGGUCGAGUCGCAAUAUGACUGCAUUUUUGGCUAUCACUUGCCAUUUUUUUAUGAAGAAACGUCCACCUUGAAAUGUAAAAUUAUGGAUUGUUCUCGAAUCAAGGGAAGUCACACAGCACAAAAUUUGCGAUCGAAAAUCUUGACUACUCUGGUUCAAUACAAAGUGGAAAAGAAAAUUGUUUGUGCGAUCUCUGACAAAGCUGCAAAUAUCCAAAAGGCUUUGGGGACCCUUUCUUUUCCUCAUCAGCCAUGUUAUUCCCAUCUUCUGAAUUUGGUCGUAAAGAAGUCUCUUUCUGCAGAUAUUGGUCUACAAGAUUUGAUCAAAAAGGUAUCGAAUGUUGUCACCUACACUCAUCACAGUACUGUUGCUUCUGAUAAGCUUGAGGAUCUGCACAUCAAGCUUGGUUCCACACCUAAAAAGUUGAAGGCCAAAGUUGAAACGAGAUGGAAUUCAACAUUCAUGAUGUUAGAAAGAUUUUUGGAAAGCAAGAAUGUCUUGACACUAUUAUUCGCCGACAGUUUUUUUGAAGGAAAAAGUGAUAGCUUCAAAUUUUCUCAUUCAGAGUGGGAUUCCAUUCAAGAUAUGGUCCAUUGCCUCAGUCACAUUUAUGAAGCUACCCAAGAGAUGGGAGGAGAAAAACACACGACAAUCGGCAAAACUAUUCCAAUGACCACAGUAUUGAUGAAAGCGUACCAAGAAGAAGUGGAAGAAAGUAAAACUACAUUAACAAUAGAACUUGCCCAAGAAAUUCUAAAGUACCUUCAUCUCAGAUUUGGAAGAGUGGAAUUUGAUUCCAUUUACACAUUCAGCACUCUCUUGGACCCGAGAUAUCAAAACUGCAUGUUCCGGAGUACAGAUGGCUUAGACCAGGCGUUGACAGAACUGAAAGAGGAGUUGAAAAAGGGAUCGAUCGUUCCAGUCUCUGGGUCUGAUAUUCCAAGUGCCUCAUAUGAAGGAGUCCUCUCUUCGCAAGCGUCCAAAAGGUCCAAAAAGUCUCUUUGGACGAAAAUGGAUCGAGAAGUUAUAACCGAAAUGAAAGAUAGCUAUUCUUCCUCAAAUCAAGCCACUAAUGAGUUACAUUUGUAUCUGACUGAAGUCCCUAGAAUUUUACGACAGUCUGAUCCUUUAAACUGGUGGGUGAAAGUUGGCAAGGAAAGGUUUCCUCAUAUUUAUCAAGUUGCCAUAAAGUACUUAGUUAUUCCAGCAACCUCUGUCCCCAGCGAGAGGCUUUUCAGCUCUGCCGGAGAUAUCUUGCGUGAAAAAAGAAGCAACCUGGGAGAUGAUAUUGCCACAAGCUUGAUAUGUCUCCAUGCAAAUUUGUAAAAUGAAUUUUAAACUUGCUUGUAUCCAAAACAAUGUACCGCUUUCAUAAUAAAAACAAUUUUAUUUCAAAUAUCUAUCCAACUACUGUUUAACACUUUUCACUUUGGAACAUUGAUACAUUGAAAGUGUACUUAUGGGUUCCUCAAAGAAGUGUCUUGGGCCCUUUGCUGUUCGUCAUUUUUGUUAACGACAUGAAUAUGUCUGUCGAAUCCAAGGUAUAAAGCUUCGCGGAUGAUACCAAAAUAUACAGAGAGGAUAUUUCGAAGUACAAGUGAGCUUCAAUAACAAAUUUGCGAUUUUGUGAUCCAAAACGGUUUGUGGUUUAUUGCUAAAGAGCGAAAACUAAAUUUGAUUCAUUUACUGAAAUUCCUUUUUGUGCACGUAUGGCCUUCAACUUUUA